AAAUGUAACAUCCUUUCACCUGUCGCAUCUGUUUCAGCUGCUGCAUCUUUUUCUCCUGUCACCACUACUUCACCUGGUGCAUCUUUUUCACCUGUCACAACUAUGGUAAAUAUUUUACAUGAAGGUAUCACAGUAGAAUCAAAAGCUACAUUUGAAUUUUUUAUUAAAAUGAAAGCAAGCGAUCGAAAUAACCCUCGAGCAAAUAACGAAGAUACAGCACAAAAAUUAGUUCUUGCGGAUCUAAAUCCUAUUCAAGGUGAUUGA
This is a messenger RNA of Dentiscutata erythropus, 264 nucleotides long. The record is from the annotation of a GenBank genome assembly. NCBI's taxonomy places the organism in Eukaryota, Fungi, Glomeromycota, Glomeromycetes, Diversisporales, Gigasporaceae.